CUGAGGCUGUCAGGAAUGGCGGGAGUUGAAGUCCAAAACCCCGAGGGCCCAACUUGGCCCAGGCCUGAUCUAGAGAGAUCACCUAAAAAUUUAAAACUGCUUGGUUUGGCUGGGACUCAAACCUUAAGUCGACGAUUCCGGUGUUUGUUUGGGACUUCAACUCCCAGGAGCCUCAGCUGCCUCGGCCUACCUUCCGGGUUUCUGGGAGCUGAAGCCUACCACGCCCCGCCCCGGAAGACAACUCUGUUUCCGAGUCAGCCGGAAGCCGGGGUGGGGAAGAUGGCGGUGCGAAGGACUCGUGCGUCGUCCAGGAGAGAGAGCCCUGCUGUUGUGGCGGCUGAGGAAGAAGAGGCCGGGGCCGUUUCCCCGGCAACGGGGUCGUCCUCGGAGGAGGGGGACGACAGCAGCGAGGAGGCGCCCGAGGAGGUGGCCUUCGUGAGCGCGCGGGAGGCGGCCGAGGAAGAGCGACGCUUGGCGGCAGAGCGUCAUCGCAGAGAAAAGGCUAUCAUAAAAGAAAAGAGAAGACAAAGAGAAGAAUUGUUUAAGGAACAAAAGAAAAGAAAGCUGCUUCCUGCCAGUGUGUUAGAAGAGUUGGCAUCAUCAGCACAGAAAAGUAAAGAGCAGCUGCCCGAUAAAACACAUCAAGAUCAGACUGCUGAAAACAAGUCUGAAAGUGAACAUGACUCUGAAAGCGAAAAUGAGAAGGGCGACACAAAAGACGACAGUGAAAAGGAAAUACUGCAAACUAGGCUCCAAGAAAGUUACAAGGCAGUGCGAUUAAAAGAUGAGAGUUUAACAAACAAACAACAACAAGUGGCCAAAAAAUUUAUACAAAGACAUCUGUAUGGAGAAGGUUCUAACCGAACUACUGCAAAUCAAUAUUUUUCUGUUGAAAACAAGAAAAGUAAAGUUAAAAAAGCUGCCAUCCAGUUUGUGAAUAACUCCUGGGGUGAAACGAAGAAGCAAAAAGCCAAGCAAUUUACAAAACGCUGGGUAUCUUCAAAAAUAAUCCCCUGAAACUUUAACAGCAUUUUGACCAAUAACUUUACCACUGUAAAAGCGAGCAUAUGGAUUUUAGAUAUUGUGCAAAAUUGUUGAAUUGAUUUUCUGUUACAUUUCUGUAACUUAAAUGUUAUGUUCAAACUGAAAGGUAACCAAUACUGGAUAUUUUUCUGAAUAAUGUUUAUUCUUUGUAACUGUGGUCCAGUUGAAACUUGUCCUGGUGUAUCUUCCAAUUCAGUCUCUUCAGUGGAUAUAUUUUAUCCAUUUUUGAAUAAAUCUGGCUUUUCAACUA
Anolis carolinensis (green anole) is the source of this 1294-nucleotide messenger RNA. RefSeq names its product nucleolar protein 7 (gene nol7). Gene Ontology annotation, cellular component: nucleus; nucleolus. Lineage: Eukaryota; Metazoa; Chordata; Lepidosauria; Squamata; Anolidae. The record is from RefSeq and is a predicted model, not a curated record. The coding region runs from base 16 to 1017 and encodes 333 amino acids. The transcript is spliced from 8 exons. Gene Ontology annotation, molecular function: RNA binding.